AGUGCCGGCGUCUUCUUUCUUCCCUGCGCUUCUAGGUAUUUAAUCGGAGGUUUAAUUUUGUUGACGAUGGCGCGCACAAAGACAACUCCCAGAGAGAGAACUGUGGCGCCAGCCAGGAACCUCAGGCCCAUACCCUCAGGAUCUAUCAAAGAGCAUAUCCUCACCCUCAACAAAGGGGAGGAUAUAUUUAGAAAAGUAAUGAAUGCUUCUACAACGGAACCUGGGGUUAUUUUUGUGAAAGCAAUCAGUGGGACCAUGUCACUCGCCACAAUCUGUCAUUUUGCGCAUGGAGAAUACACAAUAUACGAGGGUUUGCAUGAAAUUAUAGAAGGUACAUUUGUUCCAUUUAAAGAUGGAACUCUAAGUGGAAGGAUGGGAACAAUGAAUGCAACCUCUUUUUGUCCUGAUGGAAAUAUAAUCAAUGGUAGAGUAAAAGUUCCCGUGAUUGCGGCGACUCCUUUACGGUUAGCUUUAUUGAAAGACGGUCUUGGAUUUUUAUAAGGAAAUUUGUGAUAAAAUUAAGUUUGUGUUUGCUUGGAAGAUUUUAAUUGAUAUCUACUAUUUACUAUUUUUUUCCCUAAAAAAGUAAACUCAAAAUAUAUUUUUUUUAUAUUAUAUUAAAAAUUAAUUUUACAUUUAAAAUAUCAAUUCAACACUAGUUAUAUAAAAUCAUGUUGUGUCUCUUUCUUAUUUCUCAUGUGUAAUUGUUUUCUCUCUUGUUUGUAAUUUUUAAAUCCUGCACUCAAAUAAAUACAUGUAGCCUGCUCAUCCUAGAAGUUUAUCAUAUUAAACAUUCUAUUUCCUACAAUUGUAGAUCCAACUUCGUUUUUCAUCCGGGAUGAGGAUAACAUAAAUAGAUCAAACCACAUGUAAAGCAUUGCUGGAGGGAAAUUUUGGGCAGUCUGACAAAUUGUUGUAUACUGAGAGUACGUUAUAGUUUCGGGUGUGUUUGUUUGAGGGAUUUGUUUGGAUUUCUACUAUUCAUCCAAUUUUUCCCCCCAAAAACAUCAAAUCAAACACCUAUUUUUUAUUUUUUAUAUUAUACUAAAAAUCAAUUUUACAUUCAAAACAUCACAUCAACACCUAUUUAUAUCACAUCAUACAACUAUUCAAAUUCAAAAUUUUUACUAUUCAAAUCCCAACUCAAAAUCCAAACCCUCAAACAAACACACCCUUCGAAAUGUUCAUUGUUGUUUGUUGUAUAUCAUGCCCAUGUUCUAGAAUGUUAGUUUUCAACUAGAGAUAAGCUUUAUGGUGAUCAUGAUUUUGUAAGCGUGAUUCAACAUGAUAUUUUUUUUUGUAUAGAUAAAUUCGACGUGUAUUGCUGAGA
This is a messenger RNA of Andrographis paniculata, 1330 nucleotides long. RefSeq names its product AT-hook motif nuclear-localized protein 9-like. The transcript is spliced from 5 exons. Bases 67 to 501 code for a protein of 144 amino acids. Lineage: Eukaryota; Viridiplantae; Streptophyta; Magnoliopsida; Lamiales; Acanthaceae. Gene Ontology annotation, molecular function: minor groove of adenine-thymine-rich DNA binding. The record is from RefSeq and is a predicted model, not a curated record.